CAAGACAAAACUUAUCAGCUGUUAAGAUAGUAAAAUUAAAGAUGGAAUUAACAAAAGAUAAAUUAAUGACUUUCUUCAGAUGAAUAGCAAGUCACCGAAAGAAAUAACAGUAGAUAUAGUAAUAUAUUUACUUGAAUAUGACGUAAUAAUUAAGUGUAUCACAUUUAGUGCAGUGUAAAGAAAUAAUAUUGUAUUUAAAUAGUGAAAGUUCUGGUCUGUCCAAGAAAGUUUUAUUUAAAUAUGGAUAGAUGGGAUAGAGGAUCAUAUGAAAGAUUAAGCAUAAGAGAAUCCGCACAAUGUCUAAAAAAAUACGGUAGCACUAACAAGCGUGUAGCUAAGAACGAAUCUUACCUAAAACACUAUGUAACAAAUACUGACACCUUACAAGGUAUUGCCCUCAAAUAUAAUGUUACGAUCGAACAAAUACGAAGAGCAAACAAAUUGUGGACAUCCGAUAGUUUAUUUUUAAGAGAAUUUUUAUUAAUCCCCAGCGAAGAACCUUCUAGCUCGAACAUUAGUCAAGAACAACCACAGGCCUUGUCUCAAUCGACUGUCACUUCUCCAUGCAGCUCUAGUUUCGAUGAGGAGGACAUCGAUGGGUUCCUAAAUAAAAUAGACGCAGCAAUAGCAUCCAACAAGCAGGGUGUCGAAAAAACUACAAGAAACAGCGAGUUUGCCAGUAGUCUAGAACAAGCCGAUAGACGACAACCUGCCGUCUCUAGGAUGAAACAAUUAGUAAAUAAUAAUACAAAUCCGUUAGGCUCACAAACAGAGCAAAAUAAUGUAACUCAUCCGAACGCAGUUGUAAUUCAGCAAGGGAACAAAGUAAGAACAUCAUUAAGGCAGCACGAACGAUCGCAAGAUGAACUGUUCCAACUCUAGCGCAUGUUCCUAUAAUAUGUUUCUGUGAUUCUUACGGAAUUUAAUUUACAUAGUCUUAUAAUAGCUCUUAUAGUUAUAAGAUAGCCCACCAGUUAUAGAAAAAGACGAAGAUGACAUCGAUCUAGAAAUCUAGAUGAAGAUGACUAAAAAACUAUUUGUAUUUAUAAAUUCGUAUUUUUGUGUAGAUAAAUGUUUUUUUGCGUAAUUCUACUUUUUUUCUGUAUAGAUCUGUUAAAUUACUUAUAAAAUUUGCAAUGUUAUUAAUGGUGAUUUUUAAGGGUUGAAAUAUUAUUAUAUAUCUUACAGCAUGAAACAAUCAUUAUUUAACCAAUCAAAACCAAAUUUUACCCAUAGUAAGGUUUACAAUGUUUUUAUAUCAUGUUUGACAAUAACGAAUAGUUUACACCCCUAAAAAUAAUCAACGCCCUUGAGCAUGAUAUAGGAUAUGAAGUACCGGGUGAGAUUAUCCUAAUCCCAAAUUUUUAUGCAAAUCGAUGCAAGCCGAAAUCAGUUUUUAGGAUAAAUAAUUUUUUAUAUAUAGCUCCAACAAGGGUGGUUUUAAGAGUUGAAAAAAUAUGGUAUUAUAUCCUAAAGCAUAAAACAAUCAUUAUUUAAUUAAUAAAAACCAAAUGUUGACCUUAUUAAAGUUUAAAAUGUUAUUUUGUAAUUUUUUACAAUUAGGGGUAGUUAGCACCCUUAAAAACCAAAAGUGUACAACGGCUUAAUAUAGAAAAUGAACUAGAGGGUAAAAUGAGCCUAAUCCCAAAUUUUUUAUAAAAAUCGAUGCUGGACGAAAAAAUUGCGAGGUUUUGCCAUUUUUUCAGCUUCAUUUCCUGGCCUAUAUGUUCAAAUCAUGAUAACCAGUUGAAACGGUCAAAACACAGUCAUCAAAAAAGCAGGUGAGAUUAUACUCAUAUAAUCAACAUUUACUGAAUCGAUCCAGGAAUAGUCAACUCAGACUCGUAAAAGUUGAAUUAAAUUUUUCAAAUCAACUUUUACUGCUUAUUUUAGUUGGAGUUGACUCGAACUAGGAAUAGUCAACUCUAACUGAGAAUCAACUUGAACUGUAACAUAUACAUUUGAACUCUCAAUCCUAUUUUUCUAUAUAAUCUCCCAACAAAUUCAGGCACUUAUCAUAACGGUGAACUAGCUUUGAGAUACCAUUGUCAUAAGAUUCUGCCGCCUGAGACUUUAACCAGGUGUUUUACGCCGUCCCAUAGCUUCGCAUCGUUAUCAAAGCACUGCGUUACAAGCAAGGUCUUCAUCGCUCGAAACAGGUGGUAGGUAGGAAACCAAGGUUCACUUUGUUCUUCAUAGUGCACAUUGGUUCGGCUAUUUUUGAAUUUAAUGCACCAUUGACGCACUCCACCUUCAGUGAUCACAUUGUUCCUAUAAGCAGCACAAAUUUCGCGAUAAAUUUCAAUUGAUUUGCUAUUUUUAGUCAACAAGAACCGUAGUACCGUUCGCACCUCACAACUGGCGAGGUUUUCGAUCGCGGCACACAUUUCAAACAGCUGUUGUAAAAUAAAGAGAAGAGACAGUAACUUCGCGCUAGCACGGCUGGACAGUUACUGAACGGAGGCACGCCACGAUGCUAAGACGGCCGCGCAAUCCCCUCCCCUAGCGGCUACAGAUCAAAACGUAACGAAAAUUCUGGUAUAUACGGUAUAUUCGUUUAUACGGUAACUCACACUAUUCGAUGAAAUAUGUUCAUUCGCGAUUUUUAAAGUAAAAAAAAUUUGUUUUUUCUUAGAUCGAUAGUCUUUGACAUUUCAUCUGGAACUUUUUCCAGUUUUUAAUAUUAAACAUUUUUAGGUGAUUUUUUUUCUUUAUAAUGAAUGUGUAUUAAAUCUCUGACUUAUCGUUCCAAACUUGCCCCUCAAAUCUUCUUAAGACAAUUAAUUCGCGUGUUAUUCCCCUCUCAUUCCAAAAAUAUUGUUUGAUAUUUAUGUAAGUAGUUAGAGUAUAUUAUCUAAAUACUUGCUUCAUAAGCUGUCAUGUGUUAAAAUUUUGUAUAUUCCAGUUGAGUUCAAUAUUAUAUACUGUAUUUAUUAAAAAUUUGAUACAUAGUUCCUUUUGUACUACAUCUUACAUAUUAUGAAACAGCAUAUCUAGUUCAUUCAAGUUUUUAUAUUUUAAUCAUUAAAUAAAAAAAUGUUUACACUCUGCCUUCAUUAUAAAGUGGUAUAUUAUACGAAAAUCUAUUAACUGAAUCGCCUAUAAUUAAGAAUAAUUUGUACCAAUGAGAGAUUUUGUGUUAUGUAUUUAUGUAUAAAUAAUUAAUUAGGUGUGUACAGUCUGAUUUAUUGAAGUAACUUAUAUAGCUUUCCAACGAAAGUCUUGUUUGUAUAUAAAGGAAAUUUUGUUAUGUAAGAUACAGAAUUAAUAUAUUAUCAUCGAAUAAAAUAUUUUGUCGUAAGUUA
Molecule: messenger RNA, 3305 nt
Organism: Diabrotica virgifera virgifera (western corn rootworm)
Lineage: Eukaryota; Metazoa; Arthropoda; Insecta; Coleoptera; Chrysomelidae
Gene: red
Product: lysM and putative peptidoglycan-binding domain-containing protein 2
Exons: 4
Coding region: 241-882 (213 amino acids)
Source: RefSeq, a predicted model, not a curated record